AAGUCCAUUUUCACGCCCGUGUAAAAGCGGCAAAAACCGCGAGCUCCUGCAGUGGCCGUUCGACGCGCGGCACCAUCGUCGUCGCGUCAGGUACAGGUUACAUAAAACCCGUCGGUGCCUGUCGGCGAAAAUGGCUGCGGAACGAAAUUCAUAUCACUCUCGGACAGAGGAACGCGGCUAACGCGGAUCAUCGUAUGGAGAGGGGCCGAAGCAUGCAACGAUGCGUUUGUCGCUGCCGGUCCUCAUCCCAACGCCUGAUCGCUCCCUGGACCUUCACCGCGACCCGCGAUUUUGCCGUUUCGUUGAUUCUCCGUCUCCGAAGAACGUCCUAAGAUGCUGCCGGAAAUGCUACGGCUCUCUUAUCAGCAUCGAGCGUUCUAUUGUUACGUGAUACUCAGCGUAUGGAUCUUCCUUUUAGUCGCUGGUAUGUACAAGUACAUCGGGGUCGACGAGAAAACUUACACCCAGGGUAGACGUCCUCCGAGCGAUAUCUCUCUCAGGGAAUUUCCCAGGAACCUCAAGCUCGAUCUAAAGACCAAAAAGAUAUUCAGAUUCUGCAAUUCACCCGAUGAUAUCAAUCCUGGAGCUGAAGGAAAGGUUGAUGGCAACUUGACUCUGGAAGGUAUUCUGGUAUUCAUUCGACAUGGAGACAGAGGUCCCCUAACUCACGUGCGGAAUAUCACAACAGUGAACUGUGCCAAGGACUUCAGCGGUACUUCUGAGAUGGAAAGUGUUUACUUGGCUUACCAAAGUUUCCUGCAAAAUGUAUCAAGCUACUCGAGAACAGCAUGGACACAGUUUUUGGGACCUUUUCACGGAUUUCCCAUGCUCCCAGCAGAUUCGAAGGAAUGUAAACUAGCACAGUUGACCGGUUUGGGUGUAAACCAACUUCUCAAAACUGGAUUGCUGUUGAGGAAUAUUUACUACAACAAACUGAACUUGAACAGUAGCACAUUAAAUUCGAAAGACAUUAUAGUUUACAGCACAAGAUACAGGAGAACAGUGCAAAGCGCGGUAGCCCUGCUCUACACGUUUUUGGAGUACGACAAUUUUGGCAACCUUGCCAAAAUCAAUCUGCAAGAGAGCCAAAGUCUCACUUUCUGCAAUACGGACUGCGCCUGUUCCGCAGCUGAUAAGUUCAGCAAACAACACUCGAAGGAAAUGGCUGAACAUCUGAGGUCCCAUCCUGCAGUGGCAAAUCUGAUCAAGCAGGCUGGUAACGUUGUCUUCGAAAUGCCUGAGCAGGCUCAAAGCACCGAUCCGAAUUCACUGAGGGAUGCUCUGCUCACUUAUGUCUGCCACAAUGCGCCGUUGCCAUGUAUAGACCUGGAAGUACAACAAUUUUGCGUUAAAACAGAACAUGUCACGAGUCUUUUUGCAUAUACAGAAUGGGAGGCGAAGCAGCAUGCAAAGAGCAGGAGUCAAAGAAAGUAUGGCUUAUUACGAGCCUAUGGUUUACUGAGGGACAUAGUGUCUCACAUGCUGCGAAUUGUCUCCGAUGCUAAACCGAAAGUAGUCUUGUAUUCGGGACAUGAUAAGACCUUGGAAUACCUUGCCACGGCGCUUGGCUUGGUCACCGAUCGAUUUUCUAUGUCGCAUUACGCUUCUCGAUUCAUUAUUGAAGUGUACAAAAUGAAUCCGAAGAAUGAGAAUCACGUGGCGAGCGAUUUCUACUUUCGGGUCGUCAUUAAUGGCAAGGAUUUUACCCAGGAUAUACCGUUCUGCAAAAACGUUAACUAUUUCAGUGUUAAUGUUCAUAAUCGACCAGAUAAAAUUGAUAAAAUCAAAGCAGAGACUAAACUUUGUCCGAUUGAAGCAAUCAUCAGACAACUACACGACGACUAUUUUGCACCAUUUAACGCCACUAAUUUCAAAGAUGCAUGUUCUAUACGGAAACACGGAUAACUACUCAGUCUGAGGGGUGAUUCUCUACCUUGGCUGUAAAAGAAUGAACUUUUUUAAUGAUGCUGAAGUGAAGAUGAGUACAAUUUAUACCAGUAUAUUCUCAUGAACAAAAGCAGUGGGUCGUGUUGUGCAAUUCUUAAAAUAGGUAUUGCGAAAAUGUUCGAAUUCUUUCGUGACCAAAAAACUGGUGUUGGUUUUACUUAGCUCUGCUUUUUGGGAGAUAAAUGUUACAAAACAAUUUUAUAUUGAUAAAAAGGUGCGAAUCUCAUCCCUUCGAAUUAAAUGCAAACUGAACUAAGCGAAUCCUUAAAUUUCGUAAUCUCUUGCGGUCCAAAAGAUUUGUACAGUAUAUCUAGGCCAUGAUUAUAAUGGAUGAAGAGAGUUGUGUUAAACAACGGACGUGCACCCGUUGAUAAAAAUUCACUCAACUAGAGCUUGUUUUGCGUUUUGAAUUAAAAGUGUAUAGGCUCCAAUUCUGACAAAACCCAAGUGAUUUUAAUAGUAUGACAAAUUUGUACCAAUCAAGUAUUAGAUUAUCUCCGCUGGUUUGAUAAUAUACAUAUACCUCAAGUCUUAUGCAAAACUUCAUAGAAUAUUUUCUAGUAACUAACAGAUGAUCGUAUAUGUUGGAAGUUGUUUAAGUCAUAAGUUUACACACAAUACACAAUGAAGUCUAUCCAAGAAAGCCUUAACAAAUAGUCUUUUAGCAUAUAUUAGUGUAUUUGAAAAAAAAAGUUUAAUAGGUGAAUAGCUUUAGAUGGCCGUCAUAUAUUUUUUAUCAUACGUGAUGUAUAUAUGUAUAUAACACUCAGAGAAGCAACAAACAUAUGUACAUGUAAAUUUUUAAUAUCGCUAGAGAUCAAUCCACGAUACUUUAUCAUUGUGAUCGAAUCAAAUUGAGUUUAGUCUUCUUCGCGCAUUCGAAACUCGAAAAAUAUUUUCUGAGUUCAAUGUUCAUUAUUAAUGCAAAAAAUUCAAUGUUCAGAUAUAUACAUACAAUGUAUAAAUCGACAUUAAUUUUCGCAUAGUUUUCAAUACCUACGAUUGUUGAAUGAAUUUCUAUAGCAUUUAUGAAAAAGCUUAUAUGAUUCUAUGCUUGUCGAGUACCUUAGGUGUGCAAAUUAGAUACAAUAUAUAAUAUUUCUUGUUUUGAUGUAUAUUCUAUAAGAUUAUAUAUAUAUAUAUAUAUAUAUAUACGUAUAUAUUAAAAAAAACAUUGUUAAAAGUAUCAAGUCUUUAUUACACAAAAUAUGCCAAUUCUCAGUAGUUAAGUUAUCAGCAAUAGUACGUUCGCAUUGAAUACUGUUAACAGCGUUUUGCUCAGUUCGCUCAAAUUUUCAAUCAAAUGUAAAUAUUUUUUUAUAGUAAAUUGCAGAUUACGAUGGCGUGGUAACGUUUUAUUCAUAUAUAAUAUAAAAACAGGCAUUUAAUAAAUAUAUAAUACAAUGUACAAGGCACAUGUUUCUACCAUCAAAGCUACAUAUUACAUAAAACUUGAUAAUGCUUUGGUCAUGUUACAUACUAGAAAUUAAUAUUUUCAUUGUGUGAAACAAUGUGAUUCACCUGAUGUAGAAAAGGCCGCGAUAUCUGACAAAACAUAAAAUUCUAAAACACCAUAAUAAGACAAACCUGUCUGACAAUCACUUAAAAAAACAGAGAAAAAAAAUGAGAACAAACAAAAUCUUUAUCACUAAAACCUUAUGACUAAUAGUUAUAGUAGUAGCAAACAGUCAACACGUUUCGAACUUAUUUUUCAUAUCAAAUAUUUUAUGUACACAUUCAGCUUAAUUAAUUAAUCGAAUAUGGAACUACAU
Messenger RNA from Diprion similis, 3719 nucleotides. Its product is annotated as 2-phosphoxylose phosphatase 1. Lineage: Eukaryota; Metazoa; Arthropoda; Insecta; Hymenoptera; Diprionidae. The transcript is spliced from 3 exons. Gene Ontology annotation, molecular function: phosphatase activity. The record is from RefSeq and is a predicted model, not a curated record. The coding region runs from base 334 to 1905 and encodes 523 amino acids. Gene Ontology annotation, biological process: dephosphorylation.